CAGUCACGUUGGCUGGACCGCACGCGCGCGACCAAUUUCUUUGUGACGAUUCGUACAAACGCGGCUGGUCCAAGGACUCUGUCAUGUAAAAAAAGCCGCGCGAACGUAGUGAACGAUAUCGAUAGUCGUCGGUAAUCGUGUACGGAAUAGAGCCCCGAGGCAGGGCCAAUUUCUUCCGACCCAAGGAGAAGUGAAAAGUCAUAUUGACCAGAAUAUGACAUGAAAUUGACGUCAUCUUGACUUUUCAUCUCGCCAAAGUCGAGUCGCCUCGUUUGUCUCGUGAUUGCAUGUGACACGUGACGUGUGACCAGCAGUAAUAAUGGCACCGCGCUUACGCAUAGCCGUUCCUUCAGUCGCCCCGUACUAAAACGACGUGCGUAUCGGAAGAAUGCGGCGAUAAGUAGGUAAACGCAGCGCGUAAGUCGAUAUUCAACAAAUAAGAUUGAAACAAUAGUUACGUGCACACACUCGAUGCGAUAGAGUCGCGACGGAAAACGUAAUCGCUUGGCGCGCGUGUCGUCUUCUCUUCAUUUCUCCUAUCUCAAAAGGAAAGCAGAAUCUCGCGCAGCGCAAAUAUGUACGCGGUGCUGCUGGCUCUUGACACUGUAUACAUUGUACGUUUAUGAAACUAACUGGUGUACCCGCAAGAACGAAAGUGUAUGUACGCGUUUGUCAUAUGCGUUUGUACGUGUGGGUGUGUGAUUCGCGUGCGAAGCGAAUCUAAUCGUCCGUACACAUAAUGGAUUAUAGUAUAUCGCUUAUUAUAUCGGUAUCGGCAUGUAACCGCGAGGACAAUUUUUAUCAUUCGUAAAAAAAUAGUUGACUGCGAGUGCAUAUCGAAUUUCAGCGUUGUUCUUUUCUCUGCGGGCUAAUUGCGUGAAAUCUGGUACGACGUUUCGAGAGUAACGUGUACUCGCGAUGUAGAAUAUAAUAAGUGAGCCCUCGAAAUUUCCCCGAAACGUGGCUUUACUACAACGGGAUGCUAAAAUCGCGGCUCCAGGCUGUAAGUGUCGCGACUUGUCGUUAAUUAGAGCGCCAGCGAAGGGUAAUCAGCUGUAUCGACUGCAUGAAAAGAGUUUGCUGCAAUUCUCAUGUGACACGUGUACAAAUGUAGAGUAUAGAAAUGAAUCGACGCGUCUCUAACGGUGUGCAAAUUCAGUUGAGAUGCGCAGUGUAUAUGUGUAUGUGUAGUAAUAUCGAUCGGACACGGUGAUCGUCCGAUUCGCACACGGGCAAAUCGAGCGGAACGCGGUGUUAACGCUACAAGAGAUUUUUGCCGAAAAGAAUACCGCUCACUCACAGCCGUUAUUGUCAGUUUGUCUGGACGUCACUAAAUAUUCAGCGCAUACUACGUACGCGCGGGCUACUACGGCGAUCGAAGCUCGUAUAACGCGAGGGAGAUUUGGAAAAUUUGCCGAUUUACGUUCCGCGGCGUUUUUGCUGUUGGAGCAAAAGUUGGGCGAAAAGAAAAAUUCGGGCCUGCUUCCAACGUAAUUAUGAAGAAAGGAACUAGUCGUCUCGGAAUUUUUGCACUUAAACAUUUCUAUUGGAGAAUGUCUGUUGCAGCCAGCCGUCGAGGAUGUGCGAUGAUGCUCUUCCGAAAUCCCUCAAAUUCGAGAGCAUCAAUGGAGCCUGGCACCAUCUCUCGAGUCCCGCAUACUACUCGCUAAUCGUGUCUACGUGCUCUACGAGCGAUGACGGGAGGACAAGAGGUACGUGCUGAUUUACGAGACCCGGCGAUUCGUGCGAUCGGUGGCGAUUGGUGCGUCGUUCGCGGCCGAUAAGCGUGUAAAAAGAAGCGUUGUCUCCGGGGAUGCUGUCUAGGAUGCACGAAAACGAGAACAUCUCUUAGACAGAUUCUUCUUGUCCAGAUUCACUCGGACAUCGCUCCAAGAUUUCGCUACGAAAGAUGAAAGAUAGGUACACACGAGAGAAAUUUAUCGCGACAGACGCACGAUAAAUAUUAUUACACGGAUGCGCGAUACAGGGGAGAAGCACGAUAUAAUAAUAAACCACGGGGAAUUUUUCACUUGGCGAUACAGGGAGACAAGAGCUAUCUUACAACAGCGCCAGGAGAUCGCACCUCAGGAGAUCCUUCUCUCGUGCUGCGCUGAUUUCUCCUAUAAACAUCGACCGCAUCUCCUGCACCUUGACGAUAAAUGUGUGUUAACAAAAAGGAAAGACCCGAGGCGCAAUGUUACCGACCAUAUAAAGAGCGAUCUCCCUCGAGGAUUCCGAAUUUGCGCGAACCGAUAUUCGACAGUAAUGAUACCCGUUUCAUCAACAGUAAUUCCAUUGCCCGUGUACAAAGUUGGCUACGGCUUGGGCUUUAUAUCGAAAGAUAAGAAGACCCAAUCAUCCAAACCGGAAGGUGGCAUAAAGCUGAUUACGAUCAGCAAGAUCCAAGAAAAGAUCUAAUACGAUGUAAAUGCUUUAAAUUAUGUAAUCAAGUAAUAUUUAUUGGAGGCGUACAUCUUCGGAGAAUACAAGCUGUACUGAAACUCUGCGAAAAAGCGCUCUGCGUUCUUCAUCAUUUCUUCAUAUCACAACAACCUCCUGCAAGUACUCGCUGUCUAAUUUAAAAGCACUACACCAAAAACAGACCUCUACAUAUGUUAAUUAUAAUACUUUUAUCAUCAAAAGUAUGCAUUUGUUGUCUUUAAGAUAUUAAAUCAAAAUUAAUAAGCAGACUUGUACAAUAUUGUAUAUACGAAGUUACUUGUAUGUAUAUUUACCUUACUGAUUGUGAUUCAAGACGUUUAAAAGCUUAGCUUAGAGAUAGAGAGGAUAAUGCAAAACAUGUAUAAUUAAAAAUAAUAUGCAGUAUUAUAUGUAUAUGUAUAAUAGUGACAGCGAGACAGAGAAGAAUACAUAUUUCCACUAUCUUUACAUUAAAAAA
Vollenhovia emeryi is the source of this 2899-nucleotide messenger RNA. RefSeq lists its product as uncharacterized. Bases 1975 to 2418 code for a protein of 147 amino acids. NCBI's taxonomy places the organism in Eukaryota, Metazoa, Arthropoda, Insecta, Hymenoptera, Formicidae. The record is from RefSeq and is a predicted model, not a curated record. The transcript has 7 exons.